GUUCAUUCAAACAGGUGCAAUUAUUGUCUACGGAGUUGAAAAUUGUAAGAAAAAAAAAACACUUUACAGUUCAGAAUAUUUAAACCUUAGCUUGAAGAAUUGUGAACCGGGAAAACCGUGAUAUGGAGAUCGUGUCAAUUAGCGGCCGUCGGUUUUUGUUUUUCAGUUUUGUUUAUUUUCGUUUCAAGAGCGCUGCUCUAGUAGACGGCCCGAAAAAUGCUAGCUAUGCGUCGUGAAAGUGAUCAAAUCUACAACGGCAGUACCUCAAAUGCGAUCAAUCAUCACCACCUCCAUAGCGGUGGCAGUAGUAGUAGCGGUAGUAGUAGCUACGGCCAACACUCGGUUCCGUCCCACGCCGUCGGAAGUGCCGGUGGUCAUUCUACCAACAGUGCCCUGUCGACUCAUUUGAACCAAGCCAACAAUAGCAACACCAGUAGUAGUGCUAGUGUAGUAGUAAGUAGUGCUUCGAGUGCCGUUAAUAACAGUGUAAACUCCAGUGAAUCAAACGCGAGUUCUAUCGCAAUUAAUGGUAGUGCUUCGGUGGUGUCAGCGACACCGUAUCACCAUCAGUACCAUCAGCAACAACAACAGCAGCAGCAGCAUCAUCAAGCAACUCAACACCACCUUCAGCAUCAUCAUCAUCACCAUCAUCAUCCUGGUGUUGUUCACAACUAUAACGGCCUAGGCGGCGGAACCGCCUACGGAAGCUACGCCGGCUACGGAGCAGGAAUAAACAACCGCUCCAUCGCCAGUGCCAGUCUCGAAGAGUACGUCGACAUCCUUCAGGUCCAGCAGCUUCUGCUGGAAAAUUCUUCCAAUCCGUCAUCAUCGGCUGCACCGGCCGGCAACCCGGCCCUUUCCACCAUUAGCAGCAACAACCACACCGGUACCUCCACUUCCUCCUCCUCCUCUGGUUCCACAUCCUGUUCCACCACCACCACCCCGUCCACAUCCAUAUCGGCCAUCAUCGGUGGCAGUUCCACAUCCACCAUCAACUCUUCGUCCACCACCUCCCUGUUCAACGGAUCGUCGUCUUCGUCCAAAAACCGACCCAAAGUGAACCUGCAGAAAGCUUCCGAGUACUCCGCGGCAGCUGCAGCGAAUCAGCAUCAAGGCGAAUCACCGUCCAAGCGACUGCUUUUCGAUUAUCCGAGUCCAUAUUUGUAUGGUAAUUAUCAUCCGUCGCCGAGUGACGAUCUGGUCGCUUUAUGGUUUGGAAGUAACGGAACAGGUGGCGUUGCCCCUGGACCACCAGCAGCUGCCAUGAUCAUGGAAGGGCUUGAAACCUUGGUUGCGCCACCGCAUCACACAUUCCUCCUGACCGAAUCAGCGGCUGCGGCGCACUUCAACGUGCUCAGCUUCGACACCUGCGGACUGUUCAAGACAGCCGCCACGACGACAUCGUUGGGCCUCAACAACAACAACUCGACGACGCCCAACAACAACCAUCACCAUCUGUACCACCCAUAUCAUCACACGGCCGCCACUCAUCACUCGCAGACGGCCACUCAUCAUCACAGCCACCACCCAUCAACGGCUCAAACGUCCACCACAGCGAGCUCGACGUCGACAGCGUCCUCCUCGGCGACCUCGUCAUCCUCCAUCACAACUCACACGACCUCCACCUCUACAUCCGUCACAAACCCCAGUAACUCCCAUCACCCGCACCUGAGCCUCCUGAGCACCACCUCCGCGAGUGGUCACCACUCCUCGGACUCGAACCUGCACCAGUCGUCCGAAGACCAGUCCCAAUCGCAGGGUGACACCCAGACCGGCGAUCUCAACACCCCCGUCACAACCUCCGGCGACAUCCCGUCCUUUUUCGGACCCUCAACCGUCGUCGAACCACCACCCAUCACAGGAUCGAUCGAGUCGGACGAUCUCUCGCUGGAACCACAAACCGUGUCCAGCCCGUGUGCAAGCCUGUGCAGCCCGACCAAGCAGGAACGCAGCACACCGCAGUCCGUGGUCAUCGAAGAAGAGGCUAGCAACACCAGCAGCAACGCAAUGUAUCCCUCGUCUGCGUCGCAUCACCCCACGGCGACCCAAUCGUCGUCACAUCACAGCAACAGUGCCAGCCAAGAGAUGCAUCACGAUCAAUCUACCGAGCAUGAAGACAGCAAGAUCUCCUAUCGGGGAAUCUUCACCACAACGGCCGGUCCCGGUAUGGGGCUUCAAACGGCAACUGGAUCCCAACUGUCGAUCAUGUCCGGUCAAAUGUCUCCGACGUCCGGCCUGAGCGGUUGGGGCCUCCCCAGCCCGGACAAGAGCCUAUUUCAGCCUCCCAUGUUCGGCCUUCUUGGCCCUGGCCCUCAAAGCUCUGCUCAAGCUCACUUUGCCGUAGCGCAACAGUCCGCUGCUCAAACUCCGUCUCCGGCGGGACACCAUCAGCACCCCUCCCACCACUACAGCACCGACGAACGAAGUCAUCAAUCGGUAGAACUCCUCGGCCUCAACAUGGACUGUCCCAGUAUCAUCCUUAAGCAACCACCCAGUUAUGCCAGUUGCGUCUCUUCGCUAGACAUGCAACAACAACAGCAAGCCCAAGAGAUGCAUCAGUACUCCCGCAGCCAAGCCUUGGGCAUGGGUCAAACCCCCAAAUACCAAUGGCUCGACUCACCCGUAGAAUACGGCAGUCCCCAGCACAACGUAGUCAUCCCCGGCCCCUCAUCGUCUUCCUCGACCGGCAUUAUCCCCAAACAGGAGCCCUUCAGCUCCCAGCUGCCGUACGUGAGCCAGCUCAGUCAACUAUCUCCACAACAGCAAGCUCAAUACGCAGUACAACUGGCCGAGUACAACCCGUCCACCAGCAAAGGACACGAAAUCCUCAACCAAGUGUACCAGCAGUGUCCCAUGCCAUUGAAGCUAGUCCCAGUAAAACCUCGAAAAUACCCCAACCGCCCCAGCAAGACCCCCGUUCACGAGCGACCCUACGCCUGCCCGGUCGAAAACUGCGAUCGACGAUUCUCCCGGUCGGACGAGCUCACCAGACAUAUCAGAAUACACACCGGCCAGAAGCCCUUCCAGUGCCGCAUCUGCAUGCGUUCCUUCAGCCGAUCGGAUCACCUAACAACCCACAUCCGGACCCACACCGGCGAGAAACCCUUCUCCUGCGACAUCUGCGGCCGCAAAUUUGCCCGGUCCGACGAAAAGAAGCGUCACGCCAAGGUUCACCUCAAGCAGCGGAUAAAGAAGGAAAAGAACAGCCACGGCAGCAGCAGUAGCAGUAGUGCAAACAACACUAGCAGUAGCAGUAGUCAUCAUCAGCACCAUCAGCAACAGCAACAGCAGCAGCAUCAUCACCUGGCAGCAGCCCAGCAGCAGCAUCACCACCACCAUCACCCGGCCAGUCUCCACCCGCACCAUCUCCUGCACGAAGACAUCAACGGUAUUCCCAUCGUGUCCUCCUCCAGUGCGACCAGCUUGUAGACCGAACUUUCGUCGAUAGACGUUAUGCGUUUGAAUGAUCCCCAGAUUGAGCUAGUUCACGACGAUCCGUUCAUGGGUUACAUCGAAUCGGCUCCGGCGCAGACUGACGCCGGCACGGCGGCUUCCAUCCGCCGCCGUGCUCCGCUGGAUUCGAUUGCCGACGGCGACGACACUCCCCCGGCCGCGGACGACGAUGUCGACGAAGACGUCGACGUAGGCGACGAAAGCAGUCGACAUGCACCGCCGCCACCACCGCCGCCCGGAUCACCACGCGCUGACAGAGCCGCAGCGACCGCUAGCACCACCACCACCGGCAGCACCAGCACCGAUCAGUCGAUAGUGAUUGUUCUUUUGGUUGAGUAAGUAGGAACGGGGCGUAUUCGGUAUAAAUACACACAUACUUAAUCAUCGUUGUACUAUUUCCGCCUCCGCCGCCCACCUCCGAAAGGUGCCAAAGUAGCUCCCGAUCACAAUCAAAAUGCCCGAUCAGUGUGAACCCGAAGUCAUACAAAGAAAACAAAAAAAAAACAUUCGCACAAACAAGCAUACAAACAAACAGACACACACACAGAAAGAGGCACAGUUAUUAUAUCAUUCAAUGCGCAAAAUGUCACUCGACGAGGGUAGUGCUAACAGCAGAGUGAACAAAAUCAAGGCAAACAUACACAUUGCGACGGAAUAAAAAAAACAACAGUGCUUCAUGCGGGCAAACACACGAACUUUGUUGGUAAACAAUAAUAGUAAACAACAGCUUCAGACGGAACCUUUUAGCUGCUUGAGAGACUAAUGUCGUUUUCGUUUAUUCAUGGAGCGAACCUAGUUUCGCUCUGGAUCCGCCCUAACUGCUGUCAAAACGUUCGUUUAUUCGAUCGAGUCGGAUCCGGAUCCGCCCCAGAUCCGACCCAAACAUGGCGAGGUUCGCUCUGCCGAUUUUUUCCGAUCCAACCCGAACGAGGUUCAUCUGUCAAAAUGGAUGUAAACAAUCCAUCAAAACAAAACCAGAAAAUAAAAAUUCUUAACUAUUCAAGCAUAUUAGAGAUGAAGGACUCGCUUGAAUGUGAUUUGCAUUUAUCAAUAAAUGAACCAACUAUCACUUCCACGUGAGUUUAAAUUCUAAAAGGAAGAAUUUAACGAAAAUGUGCAACUGACAGUUCGAUUGAUUUGCACAAUGUUUACAUGUUGACUCGAUUUUGGUUGGAUCCGGAUCCGUUUUCGUUCGGUUAUUGCGAGUCAGGGUCAGCUCUGACCCAGGUUUAAAACCGAAAACGACAUAAAAUAUGUUCACGAGCAGCCUACCGUACACAGAUCGAAAAAAGAGUGUAAAAUUCUGUGACAUAUGAUGCACAUGAUUGGAGCGUGGGAUAUCACAGAAGUUUACAUGAUAUAUCAUGUAAAAUUCAUAGAAUAUAAUGUAAACUUACAUUAUAUGUCAUGUAAUUCAGCAUGACUCUGUGUGUUUACAUGACAUAUAACACAAAUUUACAUGAUAUAUCAUGUAAAUCAUCAUAACACUAAGUUUACAUGACUAAACUGAAGCUAACAUGACGUGUAAAUCUCAUUAUUUUUAUCUGUGUAGUUUUUAAACUUUCAUUAAGUAUCUUAAGCAGCUUUAAUGCUGCCUAAGAGACUCACUCUGAACUUGAUUGAAACUUCGCACAGAAGCUUCAGUAAGGCUCAUUAUUAGCUCAUAUUGUUGAAUUCAAUCCAAUGUUUAGUGCAAAAGGGCUCUUCGUUUCAGCACAACGCCGGAAUUUCAAUGAACUGCACAGCUGGUUAAACCAAACUUGAAUCAAUUUUAUGAUAGCCUGUUACCACCGGCCUCCAUUUUUUCUGAAGUUCAAUAUUACGGUCUUGCUUUACUUCAUUUACUGGCUCAAGCACACUCAGGCAUGACGGAGCCGGUAUAUAUUGAAUUGUACUAAAAUGAUCAACUAUUUCAGACGCACAAAAAGUUCAUGUGUUUGCUCCAGAAGACACUGAAAAUAAACAAAACAUAUUCAGUGCAAACUAGUUAAUGUUUUCAAGUUUUUCCAGUAUGCACAAAUCAUUCUUUGGUACACUUUCAAACUUAAAUCAAAUCGAUCAAUAUGCUUGGAUGUUUGAUGUCCCACAACAUUUUUUAGAAUGAAUAUCGAACGCAUUCAAAUCAUCUUCUCAUAUCAAAACCCCUAAAAAACCGAACCUUUAGAUGUUCCGUGUACCAAACUGCACCAGAAAUUUUCAAUCAACCACCACCAUUAUUGUAUGUGUAAGUCCUUUGAUUUAGCUUCACUAGCACUUCCAACACACGCACACACCCACACCCGGCAAACAUCCGUCGAUGUAUUCUCCGUGUACGGGCACAAUCAAACCCGCGCACAUCUCUCGAGAGUCAAAACAAACCGAUUUUCAUAUGAAAAUGAUAAGAAAAUACAUAAAAAUUGUUCUUUACUACAAUUUUAUCUCUAAACACUGUGAUCUCAAUUUAUAAUGUAAAAGAGAACGAAAAAUAGACUUUUAAUAAGGGAAAUUAUUAGUACUGUAAAAAAGGGAAGAAAAACGAUGAAUUUAAACGGUUAGAAGCGAAGCGCACGCAAAAGUUCUAUUUAUAAUCGAGCAAGGUAGAGCCGUACUGGCGUUUUGACAGCAGGAAAAAACCGGAAGAAGCGCGCAAAAACAUACUGUCCGUACUAAAUCUGCGAUGACGCGUUACAAAAAUACGAAAAACUUUGAACUUAAAUUAAGUGAAAAUUAUUUUGUGAUUUCUCUUCCUAGACGAUGCACACAAGUGUAAUGCAAACACACAAAGUUGCUGCUACGUAUCACUCACACGAAAAAGAAGGAACAGAGAAAGUAGGAAACUUCUUAUAAAGAAAACAAAUUGUACUAAAACUGUACUAAAACGGAAUACUAUAAAAACGAUAAUGCUGUAGUUAGUGGAUUUUUCUAAAACAAAUAAAAAAAUAUUUAUAAUAUGUUACUGACACCCAUAACAUUGAACAUAAAUACACACACAUGCAAACGCGAGAAGACGCGCAAUACGAAAGUGACAAUCGACAGAAGAAACAGAGAAAAAUACAUACAUGGUUGUCCUUUUGGCCUCGAUUCGUUUCGCCAGUUUCCUAGAAGCUUUUGUUUUUAAGGUACUUUAUUUUCGCCGUGUACAAAUCUGAGCUGAGCGAAUCGCUCCACAUACACAUACAUGCAUACGUUACACACAGACAUACACACACAUGAAUGCGCUGCCAUAUUAAGAUAUUCGAAAGCGAUUCAUUUGCUAGCCAAAAUUGUAAACAAAAAAUGUGAAGCAUUUCGUUGCCAUCCGGUGCAUUAUUAAGUUUAGAAAUUUAGUAAACGCGAUCAUGUACAUUUCACAAACGAGGAUAGAGCUCCCCUAGGUUCUGCCAGUGCCAUUAGCAAAUUCUCCCGCAAUUGAGAGUAGAUUGUGUAUUAUUUUUUACAAGUAAAUCUAAACCUCCUUUAUAUUUUCAUUUGUUAAGCUUGCCAUACAUUACAAAAAUGAGAUUCCACCGAAUUGGUUAGGACACGAGCCCUCCUUCCUCAGACUGCUGCAGGUGGGGAGGGCAAACAUUAAGAUUCUGUGCUAGUCCGAGUGCUUUUAGGUUAUAAGUCAUCCCCAUCAUCGCCGUUCAGAAUCGCUACGAUAGCCACACUAUGCAAAAAAAACAAACAAUAGAGCUGCAAUAGCUUCCACCAUCGAUACGAAACAGAAAGUCACCACUACAAGCGAGAAAAGGAAAUUUUGUUUUAGGAAACGAACUUUUCACACCACUAAUUUUCGAACAAAAAUAACACAGUAAGGAACGAAAAGGCUUUAAUUAAUUAACAAUAGUUGUUAAGCAAAUGUUGGAAGUUUCGACGGAAAUGGAAGAAAAAGUUAUUAAAAAUUAAUGGUUUUACCAAAUAACACGCAAUUUUUGUUAUUUUUAUUGAAUAUCUUUUUGUUCCGAAUUAUUUUAUCCUCUCUUGCCCUGAAGCUGUUUCAGAUGUUCUGAUUUUUUUCGAUGCUGUAUUUAUUCUUUUAACUCUUAAUUGUAGUACAUAACUUGAUACCUAUAAGGAACGAUUUUUCAAUAAAAAACGAGAAUAAAGCAUACAUUCCACAAACAUUC
This is a messenger RNA of Aedes albopictus (Asian tiger mosquito), 7541 nucleotides long. RefSeq names its product dendritic arbor reduction protein 1 (gene sr). The record is from RefSeq and is a predicted model, not a curated record. The transcript has 5 exons. Gene Ontology annotation, molecular function: DNA-binding transcription factor activity, RNA polymerase II-specific. Gene Ontology annotation, biological process: regulation of transcription by RNA polymerase II. Bases 217 to 3429 code for a protein of 1070 amino acids. NCBI's taxonomy places the organism in Eukaryota, Metazoa, Arthropoda, Insecta, Diptera, Culicidae. Gene Ontology annotation, cellular component: nucleus.